GCUACAUUUGCUACUGGAGAUCGUCAAGGUGAGACUUAAAACAAGUGCCGGUUUUGCUGCUGCACAGAAGAAGAAGAAAGAAUUUUCAAAAUGUUUUCAAGAUUCGGCGUUUUCACUUGCCUUCUGUUUAUACACGGGGCUGUCUGGAUUAAUGCGGAAGAUGGACAUGAUUUCGCCAAGAGGGGUUUCGGUUCCUACUUUUCAAACAGCUAUUUUGAUGAAAUAGCUGCCGCAACAUGUGCUGCUUUACCUCUAAGUCGAGCGGGACAUGUAUUCCCAGUUAGACGAAGGUGUUCCUCAAGUUCAAAGGAGACUUGCGACCAAAUCUGUCAAAGCUCUGGAGUUUUAAAGCAAACGUCCUGGAACAAUAAGUAUGAUUGCCCGUCCAAAUGCAUCGAGUCACUUCAUGUCUACAGGAAUCGUCCGGACCUGUUACCAAACCUCAAGUCUGACACAGAUGUCGGUAAAGUUGGUCUAUUGGUCUUUCGUUACCAGAGCUGUAUUGCAACUUCUUGUGGUCCAAACUAUUGUUGUUGUGUAAAACGAUAGAUUUAUGUUAAUCAAAAGAAAACUCAAAAUAAUCAAUGUAAAGCUAAAUCUUGAGUUUUAACUGUAAUAAAACGCUAUGGAGUGUGUAUCCUUAA
Messenger RNA from Exaiptasia diaphana, 644 nucleotides. RefSeq lists its product as uncharacterized. The coding region runs from base 91 to 549 and encodes 152 amino acids. Lineage: Eukaryota; Metazoa; Cnidaria; Anthozoa; Actiniaria; Aiptasiidae. The record is from RefSeq and is a predicted model, not a curated record. The transcript has 4 exons.